Messenger RNA from Endocarpon pusillum Z07020, 3150 nucleotides. Its product is annotated as Vegetative incompatibility protein HET-E-1. NCBI's taxonomy places the organism in Eukaryota, Fungi, Ascomycota, Eurotiomycetes, Verrucariales, Verrucariaceae. Gene Ontology annotation, molecular function: protein binding. Bases 1 to 3150 code for a protein of 1049 amino acids. The transcript is spliced from 2 exons. The record is from RefSeq and is a predicted model, not a curated record.
AUGCGACUUUUACAACGAAGUAACACCGGGGAGUUUAGUUUUAGCGAGAAAUUCGUUGGCAAGGAUACAAUCCCUCCUUAUGCAAUACUCUCACACACAUGGGGUGCGGAUGCUGAGGAGGUCACCUUCGAAGAUCUGACAAAGGGCAUCGGCAAGGACAAGCCUGGCUAUGAGAAGAUCCGGUUCUGUGGGGAACAAGCCAAACAACAUGGUUUGGAAUAUUUUUGGGUGGACACCUGUUGCAUCAACAGGGCAGAUUUGACCGAACUCUCGGAGGCUAUCAACUCCAUGUUUCGCUGGUACCGCAACGCGGAUGGUUGCUAUGUCUAUCUAUCGGAUGUUUCAAGCCCUAUUUUUGACACCAAAGAGGAAUCUAACCUGCAGCCGUGGGAAUCAGAUUUCCGAAAAAGCAGAUGGUUUACUCGAGGUUGGACACUCCAAGAGCUUCUGGCCCCUAGUUCAGUCGAGUUCUUCUCGCAAGAACAUAACCGACUUGGUAACAAAGAAUCUCUAAGACAACAAAUUCACGAGAUAACGGGCAUUGCUGAUUCAGCGCUUCGAGGAGCCACCUUAUCCCAAUUCAGCGUCGAUGAGCGAUUCUCAUGGGCAGAACGCCGCCUGACCAAGCGCGAAGAAGAUAAGGCCUAUUCGUUACUAGGUAUAUUCGAGAUCUGUAUGCCGCUUCUCUAUGGUGAGGGGGAAGAGAAAGCGUUCAAACGGCUUAAGACCUUGACUCAAAGGGAGAAUGAAGACCGGGAAUGCAUCCAACACUUACGUCUUACCGAUCCCCAAGAUGACAAGAAGCGCAUUGAGGAAACCAAAGGCGGCCUGCUGGAGGACUCAUAUCACUGGAUCCUUGAAAACUCCGACUUCCAACAAUGGCGUCACGACCGGCAGAGCCGAUUGCUAUGGAUCAAAGGUGACCCCGGCAAGGGAAAGACCAUGCUGCUCUGCGGGAUUGUCAACGAACUAAAGAAGUCGAUGUUCAAAUCGGAUCUUCUGUCCUACUUCUUUUGUCAGGCCACUGAUUCGCGAAUUAACAACGCCAUAGCGGUGUUACGAGGUUUGUUGUACUUGAUUAUCGAUCAGCAGCCGUCACUCAUCUCCCAUAUACGGAAGAAAUAUGAUCACGCAGGCAAAAUCCUCUUCGAGGAUGCAAAUGCCUGGGUUGCGUUAUCCGAGAUCUUCACAAAUAUUCUGCAAGACCCGAGCUUGAACAGUACCUAUCUGAUCAUCGACGCGCUCGACGAAUGCGUCACAGACUUGCCGAAACUUUUGGACUUUAUCAUCCAGCAAUCGCCUGUAUCUCGUCCUGUCAAGUGGAUCGUCUCUAGCCGCAACUGGCCCGACAUCGAGGAACGGCUAGAGAGGGCCGGACAUAAAGUGAGGCUCUGUCUCGAGCUGAACGCAGAGUCUGUUUCUACAGCUGUCGGUAUAUACAUCCGGCACAAGACACUGCAGCUGGCAAAGCUAAAGAAGUACGACAGCAAAACCCGAGCGGCCGUACUACAGUAUUUGGCCUUAAACGCGAAUGACACUUUCCUCUGGGUCGCUUUGGUCUGUCAAAAUCUCGAGAAGAUCUCACGCUGGAACAUCCUCGCGAAGCUGAACACAUUUCCACCUGGACUCGUCUCUCUUUACGAGCGAAUGAUGAAGCAAAUACACAACUCGGAUGAUGCUGAUCUCUGCAAGCGGAUACUGGCAUUGAUCGCGAUCGUAUACCGACCCAUCACUCUAAAAGAACUAAUAUCUCUUGUCGAGAUGCCUGAAGACAUGGCCGAUGACCAAGGAGCGUUGAGGGAAAUCAUUAGCCUUUGUGGCUCGUUCCUCACUAUUCGGGAAGAUACCAUCUAUUUUGUGCAUCAGUCUGCGAAGGACUUCUUAUUCACCGAGGCGCUCGACGAAAUAUUCCCAUCUGGUAGGGAAGAGGCUCACUAUGUAAUCUUUUCGAAAUCUCUCCAGGUCAUGUCUAGGACACUACGACGAGACAUGUAUAGCUUAGGUGCUUUAGGAUAUGCCAUUGAGCGGGUCAAACAGCCGGACUCAGACCCACUAGCAGCAUCACGCUACUCAUGUAUCUACUGGGUCGAUCACCUCUGUGACUACAAUCCUAACUCUUGUGCAGAUCACAGGGCCAAUCUGCAGGGUGGAGGCGCUGUCGACAGCUUUAUAAGAAAAAGCUACCUUUACUGGCUCGAGGCUCUUAGCCUUUGUAGAAGCAUGUCGAACGGGGUGGUUUCAAUGGCGAAACUCGAGGCUUUAAUUCAGGAAAGAACGGAUGCAUCCGCAUUAAUCGAAUUAAUUCGAGAUGCACGUCGAUUCAUUAUGUAUCACAAGUGGGCUAUAGAAAACAGUCCUCUUCAGGUAUAUGUGUCUGCACUCAUGUUCAGUCCGGCCCGCAGCCUGAUAAAGGGUCUUUUCAAGGAGGAGGAGCCAAAGUGGAUGACGAUAAAGCCGGCUAUAGGAGAGGAAUGGAGUGCCUGCCUGCAGACGCUCGAAGGCCACAGCGGGGGGGUUAACUCGGUCGUCUUCUCUCACGACUCGGCACAGCUCGCGUCAGCGUCUGACGACGAGACGGUCAAGAUCUGGGAUGCAAGCAGCGGCGAGUGCCUACAGACGCUCGAGGGCCACAGCGGGGGGGUCAGGUCGGUCGUCUUCUCUCACGACUCGGCACAGCUCGCGUCAGCGUCUGACGACGAGACGGUCAAGAUCUGGGAUGCAAGCAGCGGCGAGUGCCUACAGACGCUUGAGGGCCACAGCGGGGGGGUUAACUCGGUCGUCUUCUCCCACGACUCGGCACAGCUCGCGUCGGCGUCCUAUGACAAGACGGUCAAGAUCUGGGAUGCAAGCAGCGGCGAGUGCCUACAGACGCUCGAGGGCCACAGCGGGGGGGUUAACUCGGUCGUCUUCUCCCACGACUCGGCACAGCUCGCGUCAGCGUCCGACGACAAGACGGUCAAGAUCUGGGAUGCAAGCAGCGGCGAGUGCCUACAGACGCUUAAGGGCCACAGCGGGGGGGUUAACUCGGUCGUGUCUUCUCUCACGACUCGGUACAGCUCGCGUCGGCGUCUGACGACAAGAUGGUCAAGAUCUGGGAUGCAAGCAGCGGCGAGUGCCUGCAGACGCUCGAGAACAGUAAUGCACUCAUGA